ACCAAGUUGAUCGCUUUUUCUUUUCUCUCAUUUGUUUAUGUUUAAUUAUACCAUUCCAUCCCAUAAAAAACAUAUAUAUAAUGAUAAAAAGAUUCAUAAGUAAUUCUAUUAUAUAAUUAACAAUUCAUGAAUAACUUGAAAUUCGAAGUGGAGUUGCUACAUAAUUCAAUUAUGCUUUACGAUAAUAUAUUCUCACUGGAGAACUUGUCGACCGAAGUUUUAUUGAUAAUUUUUAGUUACUUAUCAAUAACAGAAUUGAAGAACUUGAGGAAAGUGUGCAGUCGUUUCAAUAAAAUAAUCAGUCAUCAUUGGGAUCUGAUUCUUUUUAAUCGCCGUGAAAAAUAUUUGGUUACUAAUCAAUGCAGCCAAUAUAUUCAAGAGAGAUCUCAAAGAUUUCUAACACCUUUCGAAAAACAUAGAAUUUCCAAUAAUUGGAAGGUGGGACGUUAUAAGGAGAGUAAAGUAUUUUUAUCGAAGGAAUUUAUACCUCACUUUCAUCUGGAACAAAAUUCUAUAUGGUUUGGCAAAGAUGAUAGUAUAAAAUGUUAUCAAAGGUCUAAAAAAAAGAUAUUUUCAAAUAAACUAAAACAUGACUUUUGUGGUUUUAAUUAUAAGGAUGUAUGCAAGUUUGUUGUUAAAAACGAUAAAGUGUGUACUGCCAAUGGACAUGUGGUCAAACUGUUCUCUUUAGAAAAAGGAGAAUGUACCAGUAAUAUAAGUUUUAAUGAUAUCAGAUUGACCAGUAUUGAUAUGGAAAUGAAUUCAGUAGCUGUUGGAAGUAAGGAAGGUGUAGUACAAUUGUUGAAUGUUUCUGAUGAAUUGGAUUUAGUCCCUUGUAAAAUAUUAAAAUAUGAGGAUCUUGUAUGGUGUCUGGCUUUCAAUAAAGAUAAACUAAGCAUAGGUACUGCUGCAAAUAUAUGUAGGACUUGUAUCAUUGUGACAGACACAGAAAGUGGCCAGACCUUACAUGAAUUCGUUGGAGAUAAUAAUGGCGCCGGAAUUUUGCAAAUGAAAUGGGACAACCCCGAUGUGUUGUGGUCAGGGGGCUAUGACUGUUACUUGAGAAGGUGGGACCUCAGAAUUGGCCAAUGCGUUCAAAAAUUUCUGGACCCUUGGUCUUCAAAAAUUAACUGUUUCGACUACGAUUUCGUUAAUACAUUGAUAACGGGAUGCGACAACAGUAGAGCUACAUUAUGGGAUAUCAGAAAGGACAGAUAUGUGCAGGUGUAUUUUAUGGAAUCUGCUCGUCUCAGUUGGACAACAUCACCGAUACAUAGUAUUGCAUUCGAUGCCGAACAUUUAUUUGCAGCUACAGAUCUUUAUUUGAAUAUGUUGGACUUUUCUGUGAUGAAUGGAGGCUUUCAAGAUUACAGUAAAAUUUUUUUCAAGCAACUUGUGAUAUAAAUUUAUUAAGAAUA
Messenger RNA from Coccinella septempunctata (seven-spotted ladybird), 1418 nucleotides. Its product is annotated as F-box/WD repeat-containing protein 4. The record is from RefSeq and is a predicted model, not a curated record. Gene Ontology annotation, molecular function: protein binding. Gene Ontology annotation, cellular component: SCF ubiquitin ligase complex. Lineage: Eukaryota; Metazoa; Arthropoda; Insecta; Coleoptera; Coccinellidae. Gene Ontology annotation, biological process: SCF-dependent proteasomal ubiquitin-dependent protein catabolic process. Bases 127 to 1404 code for a protein of 425 amino acids. The transcript is spliced from 5 exons.